CUGGGGCUGGGGAGGAGCCCGGGAAAGGCAGCCCCAGCCCAGAGCGCAACCAGCGGCCGCAGAGAGAGCAGGCAAGGGACCGUCGGGGAUCAUGGGAGAAAGCGCGCUGGAACUGGGGCCUGUGUCCGGGGCACCGGUCGGGGGCCCCGUGCACGCCGUGACGGUGGUGACCUUGCUGGAGAAACUGGCCACCAUGCUGGAGGCGCUGCGAGAGCGGCAGGGCGGCCUGGCUCGGAGGCAGGGCGGCUUGGCCGGCUCGGUGCACCGCAUCCAGAGUGGCCUGGGUGCGCUGAGCCGCAGCCACGACACCACUAGCAACACACUGGCUCAGCUGCUGGCCAAGGCGGAGCGCGUGGGUUCACACGCCGACGCCGCCCAGGAGCGCGCCGUGCGCCGCGCCGCCCAGGUGCAGCGGCUGGAGGCCAACCACGGACUCUUGGUGGCGCGCGGGAAGCUCCACGUCGUGCUCUUUAAGGAGGAGGCCGAGAUUCCAACCAGCGCCUUCCAGAAGGCGCCAGAGCCCUUAGGCCCGGCAGACCAGACCGAGCUGGGCCCAGAGCUGCUGGAGGCCGAAAUUGGGGAGAGCUCGGACGAGGAGCCCGUGGAGUCCCGGGCACGGCGGCUGCGGCGCACAGGGCUGAAGAAGGUACAGAGCCUUAGAAGGGCUCUUUCGGGUCGGAAAGGCCCAGGAGCGCCACCACCCACGCCGGUCAAGCCACCUCGUCUUGGGCCUGGCCGGAGCGCUGACAGCCAGCCUGAAGCCCAGCCGGCCCAGGCGUCCAUCCUGGAGCCAGAGCCUUCGCAGGACACGGAGGAAGAUCCCGGGAGACCUGGGGCUGCGGAAGCGGCUCUGCUCCAAGUAGAGAAUGCAGCCUGAUGGCUGGUGCUGCCUGCCGCGCUGUGCCUAUGCCUGAUCCCAAAAUAAACCCUCCUCCAGAAUACGGCACUCACGCCCAAAUAAGGAGGGAAUUCUGUGUCCACAGCCCAGCUCAGGCCCCCCCUUCCGGGCUCCUUCGGCCCAGUACCCUGUGUCCCCUCUAAAAGAUGAGUAGCCGCUCACAUUCCUGCUUGCGUUCACCACCAAUAAAAGUGAUUUCGCCUAA
Loxodonta africana (African savanna elephant) is the source of this 1103-nucleotide messenger RNA. RefSeq names its product caveolae associated protein 3 (gene CAVIN3). The record is from RefSeq and is a predicted model, not a curated record. Gene Ontology annotation, molecular function: protein kinase C binding. Lineage: Eukaryota; Metazoa; Chordata; Mammalia; Proboscidea; Elephantidae. The transcript is spliced from 2 exons. Gene Ontology annotation, cellular component: caveola; cytoplasm. Bases 92 to 877 code for a protein of 261 amino acids.